Messenger RNA from Penicilliopsis zonata CBS 506.65, 1266 nucleotides. RefSeq lists its product as hypothetical. Lineage: Eukaryota; Fungi; Ascomycota; Eurotiomycetes; Eurotiales; Aspergillaceae. The record is from RefSeq and is a predicted model, not a curated record. Bases 127 to 1056 code for a protein of 309 amino acids. The transcript is spliced from 5 exons.
CAUCAAUAACGCCAUCUCGCCCAUAAAAUACCUCCCAUCAAUCGGCAGGAAGAGGAUACAGAGAACUUUUCUCAGAAGGCUCAGGACCAACGUCAAGACGCUCCUCGGAGCGCGAGGUGCCAAUAAAUGUCUUCUUCCAUCUCGAUUUUGGCUCUGGCGUCGCUGCUUGCCCUUGUGACAUGGCCAAUCACCACGACGUCUCUGGCCAUUGAAUACUGUUCUUCGCAGAAUACGGGUUCCUCGUUCACAGCGAACUACAGUAUCUACCAGUCCAACGGUCUCUGUGAAACCACUUGUGAUCCCGACUACGCCUUUGGCAUCCUUCUCGAUAAGAACUGCUGGUGCUCAAAUUACGCACCGGCCUCCAGUACUACUACAAAUGUCUCCAAAUGCGACGACGAAUGCCCCGGUUAUCCGUCCGACCAUUGCGGCAAUGCAGCCAAAACCUUAUACGCAUACAUUGCGAUGUCUUCCCAUGAACCUUCCGGCACCGCAACAGUUUCAGCUACGAGCACGUCCACGACCUCCUCUACUUCUGAAACCUCAAAAACUACUACUUCUGAAACCACUACUAGUACAGAGUCCCAGACGAUUGCAGUCGAGACUGUUGCGGGUGAAGUGAAAACCGUCACAAUCGACAAUUCUUCCCCAACCUCCACUUCUUCUUCUUCUUCUUCUUCUUCCAAGUCUUCAUCAAACAACAGUGGCUUGAGCGGUGGAGAUAUUGCCGGUAUCGUUGUGGGAGUCUUUGCCAAACGUCGUUCACGAGGUACGCAUGGAUCCGAUUAUGACCCCAGCGGCACAGUCAUGUUUGGUGGACGACGUCAUAGCAAAGGCUCACAGAUGAGCUUCAUGAAAGCCACGUACGGAGACAACCACAGUCACAGCCUGUCGGCAGGGUCGUCCAUUGGACCUGGCCGUCCGGGCAUUUUCACCGAUAAUCGCAUGAAGACGGAUACCGUCCUUUACCCGAAUGGUCGCCGGGACAGCAGUGUAUCUCUUCAAGACAAUGAGGACUACUCGAGACCAGUGUUACGGUUGACAAAUCCGGAUUGAGCGAAACUCGAAACUUGAUUUCUCCUGAAGUUUUCUUUUAAGUCUCUUUGAAAACAGUUGUCUUCCGCUCUUGAUUUUGCACGGCACGGCGAAAACCAUGGUGUCAUGAUACCCAUUGUCACAAAUUUAUCCUCGGUCAUUUUUUAUCGUCAUCCUAUUCUAGCCUCCUCAUUAUCCACUGCAAACCGAACACCGACUACUUCCGGUCCU